AUGCGGGAGCUGCGCUCGUCCGCCUUCUGGAGGGCCGUCCUGGCCGAGUUCCUGGGCAGCCUCCUCUAUGCCCUGCUGGGGCUGGGGGCCUCCCUGCGCUGGGCCCCGGGCCCCCCCAGCGUCGUGGGGGCCGCCCUGGCCUUCGGGCUGGCCCAGACCACCCUGGUGCAGGCGCUGGGCCAUGUCAGCGGGGGCCACGUCAACCCGGCCAUCACGCUGGCCUUCCUGAUGGCCUCGCAGCUCUCCCUGCCCCGUGCCGUGGGCUACCUGGUGGCCCAGGUGCUGGGCAUGCUGGCCGGAGCCGGGGUGCUCUACGGGGUGACCCCGGGCCCCGUCCGUGGCACCCUCGGCCUCAGCGCGCUGCACCCCGGCGUGGGCCCGGGCCAGGGCACGGUGGUGGAGCUGCUCCUGACCGCCCAGUUCGUCCUCUGCGUCUUCGCCAGCUUCGACGACCGUCACGACGGGCGCCCGGCCAUGGCCGCCGUGCCCGUCGGCUUCUCCCUCGCCCUCGGCCACCUCUUCGGGAUCCACUACACGGGUGCCAGCAUGAACCCCGCUCGCUCCUUCGCCCCCGCCGUCAUCACCCGCAACUUCGCCAACCACUGGGUGUACUGGGCGGGCCCGCUGCUGGGCGCGGCGCUGGGCGCGGUGCUGUACGAGUUCGCGCUGUGCCCGCGGCCGCGCAGCCUGGCCGAGCGCCUGGCCGCCCUCAAGGGAGAACCGCCCGCCCCCAUCGCCGUCACCGCCGUCACCGCCGUCACCGCCGCGGCCGAGCCGCCGCCCGAGCCGCCGGCAGAGCCGCUGGAGCUGAAGACGCAGGGGCUGUAACGGGGCCCGUCCCGGGGCGCGGCCCCGCGCCCGCCGCUGCUUUGCUGUGACGGGGCCGCCGCGGUGCGUGUGGUGCGUGUGUGUGCGGCGCGGCGCGGCGGGCGGGCGGCGGCGGGGCCCCGCUGCCGGGAACCGGCCACCGGGCUGCCCGGGGCCGCCCGUACCGGGCCGGGGCCGCCCCGCCCCGCCGCGGCGGGACUUCUGU
This is a messenger RNA of Serinus canaria (Common canary), 1033 nucleotides long. RefSeq names its product lens fiber major intrinsic protein. Gene Ontology annotation, cellular component: apical plasma membrane; plasma membrane. The coding region runs from base 1 to 828 and encodes 275 amino acids. The transcript has 4 exons. The record is from RefSeq and is a predicted model, not a curated record. Lineage: Eukaryota; Metazoa; Chordata; Aves; Passeriformes; Fringillidae. Gene Ontology annotation, biological process: transmembrane transport. Gene Ontology annotation, molecular function: water channel activity.